AUGGUAGCUUCACGUAGUUGGCUGUUGGGCCUUAUCGUAGCUCUGCUUUGCACUGGAUCGUUCAAGGAUUCUGUGCAGGCUGAAGAAAGACUGCAAAGUGAGGAAGCCGAGGUGCUGAGGGGUCUGAACCCUACUGGAGGUGAGAAAGAUGAGGUGGCUGAUGAGGAGGAAGGUGGAAAUAUAUCUGAAGAAGCUGAUAAAGAUGCAGGAGGAGAUGGGGAAACAGAGGAAGCUGAAGAUGAGGACGAUGGAAAGGAAGCUUCUGAGGAAGAGGAGACAACUAAGGAGGAAGAAGCAGCUGAGGCUGAAGUGGAAGACGCUGAGGAAGAGGAGGAGGCAGAAAAAGGAGCAGAUGAAGAGGAAGUAGCAGAGGAAGAUGACGAGGCAGAAGGAGUAGAAGAUGAAGAGGAAGAGGUAGAAGAAGCAGAAGAGGAGGAUGAGCAGAUGGCGGUAGAUGUAGAAGAAGAAUUAGCAGAAGAAGAGGAAUCAGCACAACAGACAACAGAGGAAGAAGAAACAGCAGCAGAGGAUGAGGGAGCACCAGGUGAGGAAGAGGAAGAGGCAGAUGGGGAAAAGGUAGCUGCUAAUGAAGAUAAUGAGGAGGCUGGAGAUGGGGAAGAUGAAGAGACCAUCGUUGAAGCUUCCUACUCUAUCUCUGUCCGCCUCUCUCUUUCUUCUCAGCACUGCGGUACCUGUGACAAAUGUCCCUGUGAGGAAGGAGACACGUCAGCACACUGCAAUCACUGUGACGAUUGUUCCUACUGUUACAUUUGUCCUGUGAUCUGUGAAACAGUCUGCCAGCCAGGUAGGAUUCUUGAUGUGCUGAGUGGUUCUCUCUACCACACGGUGAACACGUUGCUCUGAAUACUUUCAGCAUUCUUCACAGCGCCACAGGUGAACAGAGGAACUACAGACUAGCGUUCAAAUCAUUCACUUGUAGACCUGUCUAUUUGGCUGGCGAGAUCUGGGGAUUUUCACUCUGAGGCCAGUGAUGGGAGUGGACAACCUAUCUUAAAUAUAACUGAGGAACGGUCAGG
Sinocyclocheilus grahami is the source of this 1037-nucleotide messenger RNA. Its product is annotated as sarcoplasmic reticulum histidine-rich calcium-binding protein-like. Gene Ontology annotation, molecular function: calcium ion binding. The transcript has 5 exons. The coding region runs from base 1 to 864 and encodes 287 amino acids. Lineage: Eukaryota; Metazoa; Chordata; Actinopteri; Cypriniformes; Cyprinidae. The record is from RefSeq and is a predicted model, not a curated record.